Molecule: messenger RNA, 3280 nt
Organism: Tauraco erythrolophus (red-crested turaco)
Lineage: Eukaryota; Metazoa; Chordata; Aves; Musophagiformes; Musophagidae
Source: RefSeq, a predicted model, not a curated record
AUGGUUGAAUUCAUUAACAUGUAUAUAUUGAGAUCUCGUGCUGGAGAGGAAGAACACCUAGUAGUAUGCAUUAUAUCUCUAUUCGCAGAAGGAGAAUAUGUUCCUCUUGAAAAAGAACAGCAACCUAACAUGCCACCUGAACGCUCCAGAACAGCUUCAGUAACUGAACCUGAACCAGAAAUCGUACUACCUGAGUUUGCAGAUGAUGAUUUUCCAGAUAUACCAGAAAUGGAAAUAAUUAAAAGGAAGAUUGACCUUUUCAUGCAUGACUGGCAAACAGUGGAGUCAGAAAUCAAGCAGUCAUCUCUAGUUCAGGUUGUUGUUUUAGAGGUUGCUGAGCAAACUCCAGAAAGUCUGCUUAAUCAAAUUGUGCAGGUUAUGGAAAAACCUUUUAAAUAUCACGGUUGGGAAUUAUCUGCUGAAGACUUAGAUGAGGAAGCAGAAGAUCUGGCUGCUGAAGAGGAAGAUGAAGAAGAAGUUGAAGAAGAGGAAAAUGAAGAUGAACAAGAUGAAGAAAAAACUAGGGAAAAGAAAAGGCACAUGGGAGACACUAAACACUUUUGUCCAGUCAGUCUGAAAGAGAACUUUGUCCUUUACCCAGGACUCUAUGAACAUGCAGCUAAAUAUCGAGAAAAGCUUUAUUACUUUUCAACUUCUGAGUACAGAGAUAAAUUUUUGAAGAACCCUGAGGAGUAUGUGGCUCACAAUGAACCAAUACAAGCUCCUCCCUUACGAGUGUUCUUACUUGGGACUCAUGGAGCAGGUAAAACUACUUGUGCACGACAGAUAGCAGACAAAUUAGGCAUUUUCCAUAUUCAGUUUGAAGAAUAUCUACAGGAAUUGAUCUUACCCAAAACUAAAGAGAAAGUUGGGCCUGAUUUUCAUGAAGAACCUGAAGAAGAUGACAAUAAAAUGCCAAUUCUAUCACAGGAACUGGACGACUUCUCUCAGACCGUGUCUAAAAUUGAGGCUGAAAAAAGCAAACAGCCUAUUCCAGAAGUGGAAUUAACUGAUGAGGAAGAAGCAAUCAAAGCAAAUCUAAUGGUUAAUGAGGAACUGCCUCCAGAAGUCCUUGAUAACAUUGUUCUUGACUGGUGGAGGAAAGAGCCAUUCCGAUCCACAGGAUUUAUACUGGAUGGUUUCCCUCGUACUUUAAGUGAAGCCCAGUAUUUGUCAGAACGAGGACUCUGUCCUGAUGUUGCAGUUCAUAUUCAAGUAAAAGAAAGUGAUGUUCUUGACCGUCUUUUUCCUCCACGUCUGAAAAAAUGGAAAGAAAGACAGUAUAAAAAAAUGGAAAAUAAAAAGAAACUGAAAGACCUGAAAGCAAAAAUAAGGGAUGAGAGGAUUGCUAGAAGAAGGGAAGAACUUUUAGCAGAACAAAAGCAAAAGAAACAGGAGAACACAAAUAAGAAGCAUUAUGAAACCACUGAGGAGGAAGAUGAGAAUGAAAAUGAAUAUGUUGAAGCUAUACUUGAAGAAGAGUUUUUAGAAGAAGAAGAAGAAGCUGAAGAAGAACAGGAGAUUGAUGCUGUUGACCGCAUAAAAAAGGAAAUUGCAGAAAAGUUUGAUUCAGAAACAGACAGUUUACAAGGUGUACAGGAAGAACUGGAAAAAAUGUUAAUACCACAAAUCAAGAUCAGUGGAGGACGGAAGCCUCACAUCGUACGCUAUCAAAUAUACAGCAAGCUGAAUUCUCUAAUGGAAAAUCGUGCAAGCAUUUUUGAGAAAUGUUACCCCAUAAGUUUGCCACUUGCACUUAAGAUGCUAAUUUUCUCAUAUAAAUUUCCAAGUUCUUUUGGUCAGUGGGAUCCAAUCAAGCUAAGUGAAGGAGAUGUAAUCAAGCCACAACAAAGCUAUGAAAACAGAGUCUUUCCUGUGAUCCAUCGACAAUAUAUUUAUUUCUUUUCAAGUAAAGAAAAUAAAGAAACAUUUAUGAAAAAUCCCAUCAAAUAUAUUCGUCAGCCAAAACCUAAACCAGCUGUGCCAGUUAAGAUUGCAAUCGUGGGACCUCCAAAAUCAGGAAAGACUACAGUUGCUGAGAAAUUUGCUAGUGUAUACGGGUUACUGCGCCUGAGCAUGGGAGAUGCCAUACGGCUAGUGUUAAACAAUCAGCCAGAGAGCGAGCUGGCGCUUACCUUAAAGUGGCAUCUUCACAAGGGACUGACCGUGCCUGAUGAACUGGCCAUCCAGGCUCUGGAUGUGGCUCUGAUGAAUCACAUGUGUAAUACCACCGGAGUUGUAAUUGAUGGAUAUCCUGUAACAAGAAAACAAGUAAACCUCUUGGAAUCAGCUAGGAUAAUUCCAGUGAAAAUCUUUGAAUUAGAAAUGGAUGCAAAGGAAGUGUUCCGAAGAGCACUGUUGGAUAAGGAAAGCACGAAUAGAUCUUCUCACUCUGACAGCUCACAGAUUCUAGCUAUUAAAAAUUCCUGCUAUAAACAGCACAUUGAUGCAAUUAGGACGUACUAUAAGAAGGAGCAUCAGAACUGGUGUGUGAUUGAUGCCUUUCAGAGCAAGUGGUGGAUCUGGAAAAAAGUACUGCAGGAAGUUCAAGUGGUUGUUAAAGAAAUCCAGAUAUACCUGGAAAGAAUAAGAGAAGGAAAAGCAGCUAGCAUUGCUGAUUUAUGUAUCACUCCCGAAGAGCUGCAGUGUCGGCUGGGGGAGUUUGGCCAGUACUGUCCUGUCAGCCUUGCAGAAAAGGGUGAACUGGUUGACUGCUCUGUAACAUCGUCAUUGCAGUUCGCUGCAGAAUUCCGAGGACACUAUUACAAAAUGGCUUCACAGGAAGAACUGGCUAAAUUCUUGAGCAGACCAGAGGUUUAUGUGCCACCACUGGCACCUCACCCUCUCCCACCCCCGGAUAUGCUUCCAAAGAAAUUGACUGCAGCAGAAGUGAAGGCCUUAUUCCCUCUAAGUGCUGAAAUGCAGGGAUACUGUCCAGUCACUUACCUAGAUGGAAAACAGAGAUACAAAGCUCUGGUGCCUGGCAACAUUGAGUAUGCAGCGAAAUAUCAAGAUAAGGUAUAUAUUUUUGAAAGUGAGGAAAAACUUCUGAAGUUUAUGAGGUUACCGGAGAAGUACUGCAACCUGAAGCUUCCACGUAAACUCCCGCCAAUAAAGGAGCCGAUGCUACUCACUGCACUUCCUCUGGCUGGAUACCUUGAACAGGGAGUAGCAACCUCUCUAAUAAAAGCUCUGAAUGAAGUAGGCUGCUUAAAGCCAAAGUUUCCAUUUCUAAGUGUAAAAAAAACUGCUCUGCUGUUCGUCGCCUGCCAUUUAAAAG